Messenger RNA from Ruditapes philippinarum (Manila clam), 710 nucleotides. RefSeq lists its product as uncharacterized. The record is from RefSeq and is a predicted model, not a curated record. The transcript has 3 exons. NCBI's taxonomy places the organism in Eukaryota, Metazoa, Mollusca, Bivalvia, Venerida, Veneridae. Bases 37 to 357 code for a protein of 106 amino acids.
CUACCGGGUAUUAGUAUAUUUGUUAAUAUAUUUCUCAUGCAACGUCUUCCAGAAGCGACAUGGAUCCGGCUUGCAGUAUGGAUGGCAAUAGGCUUUCUCAUAUAUUUCUCGUAUGGCUGUUGGAACAGUCUUGAACCGAUUUCCAUGACAACCUUUCCCUCUCUUCCCUACAACUUCACCCUCAUACUGAGAUUGAUGAACUAUUUGAUGAUAUUGAGACAGAAAUUAAUGUUUAUGUUGAUCAUACCUCUGAUGAAGACGACAGAUAAUCUUCCGCUUGGGUUAGCAAUUUACUUUUUGUAUGCAAUCAGGGACUUAGAAAAUCGGUCACUGACACAUUCCCCGAUUACGAGGUGAAAUAUGAAAAGAAAGGAAGCGCAGGCCAAAAGAUGAAACAAGAUGCUGAAAAAGUAACGCUGAUAAAUGAAAAUACGAAUUUGCUAUUAGGUCGUAGAGAAAGUAAUGCUGAUGGCUGGACAAACACACUUUGAGGACAAAGGGACAGUAAUGUUGUUUAAUGAGCACACAAAACUUUGCUUUGAAAUCAAUUCAUUUACAUUAUACCUGAAAUUAAAUCUAUAGAUAAAAUCUAUGAAAUUUCUAAAUGCUAUUUUACAAAACUUUAUGAUUUGUUUUAAAUAUUUUGCUGCUAUCAUCACUAUGUCACGCAUACAGUAAAGUAACAUGAUAGAAAUAAAAUGUUAUUGUGA